Dentiscutata heterogama is the source of this 389-nucleotide messenger RNA. The record is from the annotation of a GenBank genome assembly. NCBI's taxonomy places the organism in Eukaryota, Fungi, Glomeromycota, Glomeromycetes, Diversisporales, Gigasporaceae.
AACCUACAAAUCAUUGUCAUCAAACACAACCUUCCGAAAAUAAUGAUGAAGAAGACAAUGAAACAAAGCGCGUCAAAACACUUGAAGAAAAGCGAGCUAUUCGUUUAGAACGAAAUCGGAUUGCAGCCAAAGAAUGCCGUGAAAGAAAGAAAGCUUACGUCUCGAAUUUAGAACGUAGAGCUACUCAAAUGGAAAAAGAAAAUUCAAUUUUACGUAAAAAAGUUCAUGAAUUAAAAGCUCAAUUGGAAUGGGCUGAAUCGAAAACUGUUGGGCCCGUUGAGAACGGUCAAUUGGAAGCGUUAGUAAGAGAAUUGAAAGAAAGGGUAAAAAAAAUGGAGAAGGGAGAAGAUUCUAAUAUUGUUUUUGGCAAAAUGGUUAGUCAAUUGUAG